Molecule: messenger RNA, 1516 nt
Organism: Oryzias latipes (Japanese medaka)
Lineage: Eukaryota; Metazoa; Chordata; Actinopteri; Beloniformes; Adrianichthyidae
Product: lysosomal thioesterase PPT2
Cellular component (GO): lysosome
Molecular function (GO): thiolester hydrolase activity
Source: RefSeq, a predicted model, not a curated record
CUUGUCCUCCGCACAGCAGCUGCAGCAGCCGCAGCAGAGCCGCACGAACUGAAUCACCUGUGGUCGCGUGCUGAACAUGAGGAGCUCGCGCAUGAUCCCACCUGCGCGCGUGCUGCUGCCGCUCCUCCUGCUGCUGGCGGCGGGAUGCACCGACGCCUACAAGCCUGUCAUUAUUGUUCAUGGCAUCUUCGACGGACCCAAAGAGCUGGAAACCCUCUCUGGUUUUAUUGAGGAGGCGCAUCCAGGAACGGAGGUGAUACUGAUCGAUCUGCUGAACUACAGGUCAAGCAUGGAGCCAAUGUGGAAGCAGGUCGACAAGUUUGGAAAGGUCAUCCAAUCCAUCAUGCAGAGGUCACCUGAAGGCGUCCAUCUCCUCUGCUUUUCACAAGGUGGUCUGAUCUGCAGAGGAGUUCUCUCCCUGAUCCCAAACCACAACGUCCACACUUUUAUUGCUCUAUCCUCUCCUCUGGCCGGACAGUUCGGAGAUACGGACUACGUGAGCCGCGUCUUUCCUGACCGCGCAAAGACAAAAGUUUAUGUCUUUUGCUACAACAAACUUGGGCAGAAGUUGUCCGUUUGUGGAUAUUGGAAAGAUCCUCACCACACCUCUGCCUACCUGAGGCACAACAUUUUCCUGCCGCUGCUGAACGGUGAAAAACCGCACAGCAACAUGAAAGAAUGGAGAGAAAACUUCCUUCGCAUCAAGAAGCUGGUGCUGAUUGGAGGACCUGACGAUGGCGUCAUCACCCCCUGGCAGUCCAGCCACUUUGGAUUCUAUGACUGUGAAGAAAACGUCGUGGAAAUGAAGAACCAGGAGUUUUAUGUGAAGGACACGUUUGGUCUGCAGACGCUGGACGCUCGAGGCGACCUGUCGGUGUGCGUUCAGUCUGGGGUGAAGCACGUGGAGUGGCACUCCAACUUCACCGUGUUCACCACCUGCAUGGAGGAGUGGUUGGUCUGAGGACCACUUUGGUCUUCACCCGACAUUCAACCAUAUGUGAAAGAUCAACAUCUGCUGCAGGAACUGCAUUGAGCAGAACACAGUGGUGAAGUUUAGGACUGCAGACAAAUCAGUUUCAGAUUCAUAAACCUUUGAUCAAUAAUGAUAAAAUCUGUAUUUUUGUUACCAAUAUUUUCUGUUUGUGUCAAUCAUGAAUUCAAAUUUGACAAACAUGAACAUAAUUUGAGGGAUAUGGAUCUAUUAUUUCUGAAUGAAUCGUGUGUAAUUUGUUAUCCCGGUGUCAUUUACAUCAGUCUCAGAGGCGAUCCUAACCUUCUUUUUUUUUCAAAAAUAAAAAUCGGUCUGUUUCAUUUCAUACCUUUGUUUCUCCUGUCAUGUUGAUUGAUGGGCUUGCUUUACCUGGAACAAGAGAGAAGAUAACAGUAAUAAGAGUCAUACAUGUAACUCCAAUGUCUGACAAUGUUGUUUCAAAUCACCUAGGGAUUCAGCGGGAUAAGAAAAUGGAUGUUUCAAGUGUAAUGCAUUUUUUUGCAUACACCAAAAAGUCAAGAAAAG